AUGACGGCCACACCCGCAUCGGCGUCCUCCUUCGGCGGGCUCCAGGCCAAGCACGCGUCCGAAGUGGCGCUCGCCGAGGAGAUCCGCUCCUUCCUGAAGCGCCGCUCGGAGAUCGAGCUUCAGUACUCCAACGACCUGAGCCGCCUGGCCAACCAGGCGCUCGAGCUUCGGCGCCGGGCCACUGGCUUCGACAUUGAUCGCCCUUCGUCGGUGGCCUUCCUCGAGCUCCUGGAGCAUGAGAAGAACUCGGCCCGUCGCCGGGGCCUGUUUGCGGAGAACCUGUCAUCUGCCGCCUCGACCAGCGGCUCCGCCGGGGCCUCUGUCACCGGGGACGAUGGGGUCAGCAGCGUCCUUGUGGUGCAGCCGGUCGGCGGUCUCAAGUCCCAGAUCGACGCGCACAAGCGCCGCUGGGCACGCGGUAGCGAGUGGCUCCAGCGUCACCAUGUCACCCUGCAGAACCUCUGCAGCGACGUGUCCAGCUCCAAGGCCAACUACGAGAACCUCGUCCGCACGGCCAGCCGCGUGACGCAGAAGUACAACGACGAACUGGCGUCCAAUGCCUCCAGCGAGGAGUCCACCUCGGCCGCGGCAGCCAUGUUCCGGCGGAUCAGCGGCGUGGGCGACGUCAAGCGCCGGCUGGACACCAGCCGCCGGCGCCAGCGCACCGCCCGCACCGAGGCCCAAACCGCACGCAAUGACUAUGUCCUGGCCACGCGCGGCCUGGCCCGGGCCCAAAGCGUCUUCGACACCAAUGCCCUGGGGCUGAUCAUGCAGGCCAUCGACGGGCCCUUCUUCGAGCAGCUGUCCCAGCACCUGUGCUCCUAUGCGGAGCUUCAGCUGCUCAACUGCCGCGAGACCACCUCCUACAUGGAGGGCUUCCUGCAGACGGCCCAGUAUGCGGCCAGCCGCCCGGUCGAUCGGGACCUCUUCCUUGGCGAGUGUGUGCCCAUCUUCCCGGUGGCCAUGCCGGCGGCGGCGGCCGUCGAGCAGGCCAUCACCGCCGCCGGCGGCGACCCCACCCUGGUCAGCGUCAGCGCCUGGUUCGAUGAGGGGGUCGAGCGGGCGGUCGGCGGCCCGUCCCCGGCCGCGGUGGCCCUCGGCCGGUUGGAGUUCGCGCAGGCCGAUUCCGAAGCGCGUGCCGGGAGCUCCGGCCCCGGCUCGGCGGCCGCCACCGGCGAGGGCACGCUCCUGGAUGUGUCCACUUCCGGCGACCUGGAGCGGCUGUUCUUCGACGAUCUGAGCCGCGUGGGCCUGUCCCGCCGGGCGGCCGAGGUCGAGGGGCACCUGAGCCGUGUGACGGUGGAUCUGGAAAAGCGCCGCAAGGAGUUCGACGCGGUGCAGUCGCUGGCGUCGGCCUACCGGGCCACGCCGCAAUUCGGCAGCACCCAGGAAACCGGCGCCGAGGCCGAGCAGGCCGCCCUGUCGCUGGCCCUGCUGGAGGUCGAGUCGGCUCCCUGGCGCACGGCUCUGCAGCUGCUGCAUGGGGCUGGCAUUGUGGCCGAUGCCGGGGCCAUGGCCGAUGCCGGGGCCGGGGCCGGGGCCGGUGUCCCCUCCCUCGGUGGCGGCAGCGGCAUCACGGUGUCCGGCGGCCCGACCGGCUUCGGCAGCGGGCCGAACAGCUCGGUCGGCCGGCCGGCCGGGGCCCCGGGCCCCGGGGCCGCCUCCGCCCGGCCGCCGCAAGUGCGCGUUCUCUACACGUACGAGGCGCGCGCGGCCGACGAACUCUCCGCCAAUGAGGGCGACCUGCUGACCGUGGCGUCGGAUGAUGACCCGACCGAUGCCGACUGGAUCCGCGUGCUGCCGGCCGGCGCCGGGCCCGGCACCCCGUCGGUGGUCUUCCCCCGCUCGUAUGUGGAGCCGGCGCCGGCCGGCUCGCCCUCGGCCGGUGGCAUCUCCUCCUCGGCCUCCACAUACAGCCUGUCCGGGCAGCAGGGCUCGUUGGACUUCUCCGGGCAUCCGCUGGGCCUGUGCCAGCGCGUGCGCGCGGUCCACUCCUACUCGGCGCAGGAUGACACGGAGCUGACCCUGGCCCCGGGGGAUGUCAUUGAAAUCAUCAGCCGGCCGGACCCGGACUGGUGGUAUGGCCUUCACACCCGCACUUCCAAGGAGGGCUACUUCUCGGUGACCAUCGUCGAGGCGGUUUCCCUGUCGGGUGGCGUGCUGGAGAGUCCGGUCGGUGCCACCGACGGCAGCAGCGGCAGCGGCAGCAGCAGCUCCGCUUCCAUGGCUUCACUGAUGACGCAGCCCUCCUCCGGGGCGGUGUCGCGCUCGGCGUCCACCUCCUCCAGCGGGGUGGGAGCCGGUGGCGAGGGCGACGUUGUCCAGGCCAUCUACCCCUACUCGGCCGCUGUGGCCGGGGAGCUGAGCUUCGCCAAGUACGACAUGAUCACCGUCACCAGCCGCGACACCGGCGACGAGAGCUGGUGGGAGGGGCGCCUGGCCGAUGGGUCGGUCGGGCAGUUCCCCUGCGCAUAUGUCCGCGUGCCGAAGGCCAGCCGCCGGUCCUCCUCGCGCCCGGUGUCCACCAUGUCCAUGAACUUCACACCUCCCGCCUCGGGGCCGCCCUCGGUGACGUCCUCUCGAUCGGCGUCGUCCUCGGCCGCGGCCGCGGCGCCCGCCGGCAAGACCGCCACAGUCCAGUUCGACUACGAGGCUCGCGAGGCCGGCGAGCUGUCGGUUGCCGCCGGCAGCGUGGUCACCCUCAUCCCCGACGGCAUGGGCCCCGACCCGUCGAUCAUGUCCGACGAGAAUUGGACCUACGUGCGCGACUCCGCCGGCCGGACCGGGCUCAUCCCCACCGCUUGGAUCUGAGCGUGUGCACGCAUGCCUUUCUCUUUUGCCACAUCCUCCCUCUCCCCUUUGCCUUCUUCUUCUCCCCCCCCCCCCUCCUCCUCACCCCUGGCCGAGGUCAGCAUGUGUCCAACAGAAUAUACCUACCCGCUCGCUGUGGCUCUUCCCA
Messenger RNA from Fonticula alba, 2959 nucleotides. RefSeq lists its product as hypothetical. Lineage: Eukaryota; Rotosphaerida; Fonticulaceae. Gene Ontology annotation, molecular function: protein binding. Bases 1 to 2811 code for a protein of 936 amino acids. The record is from RefSeq and is a predicted model, not a curated record. The transcript is spliced from 6 exons.